Messenger RNA from Lathyrus oleraceus (garden pea), 2335 nucleotides. Its product is annotated as arginine--tRNA ligase, cytoplasmic. Bases 160 to 1947 code for a protein of 595 amino acids. Gene Ontology annotation, molecular function: ATP binding; arginine-tRNA ligase activity. The transcript has 17 exons. The record is from RefSeq and is a predicted model, not a curated record. Gene Ontology annotation, biological process: arginyl-tRNA aminoacylation. Lineage: Eukaryota; Viridiplantae; Streptophyta; Magnoliopsida; Fabales; Fabaceae. Gene Ontology annotation, cellular component: cytoplasm.
UACAAACAUACCCUAGUAUAUAUAAAACUCAAUCGUCGCUAUGUUCACACUGCCGCCACUUACACAGACCCCAUUCCUUCUACUGUGCGCACAUCGCCGCCACCACCGCAUCGCCGCCACGCCCACUGCUUUUGUUUGAGUUAACCACAUACAUCCGUAAUGUAUAUCGAAUUGAAUUGUCCGUCAAGUCUCCGAAAACAAUUGGCGAAACUGUUUGGGGAAUCGUUAAAAGCAACUUUUCCUGGUGAAUCUGAUGUUUUGCCUAUGAUUGAUGCAUGCGUUGCGAAAAAUGGUGUAAAAUUUGCUGAUUAUCAAUGUAAUAAUGCAAUGAGUCUGUGGGCUAAGGUUAAAGGGAAGCAGACCGAUUUCAAGAAUCCUCGUUCGGUUGGAGAGGGUAUUGUGAAAAACCUCCCUCCAUCAGAAAUGGUAGAAUCAUGCUCUGUUGCUGGUCCUGGGUUUGUGAACAUUGUCUUAUCAAAGAAGUGGAUAGCACAGAGCUUACAAAGGAUGCUUACUGAUGGUAUUGAUUCCUGGGCACCUCGGCUUCCAGUCAAGAGGGUUUUAAUUGACUUUUCCUCCCCUAACAUUGCAAAAGAAAUGCAUGUUGGUCACCUGAGGUCAACUAUUAUUGGAGACACAUUGGCUCGGAUGCUUGAAUUUUGCCAGGCGGAUUCUCUUAUCCGUCGAAAUCAUAUCGGUGAUUGGGGUACUCAGUUUGGGAUGCUGAUUGCAUACCUCUUUGAGAAAUAUCCGAACCCAGAAGAUGUUAAUGAAUCAGCUAUUGGAGAUCUACAGGCAUUCUAUAAGGCCUCAAAAUUGAAGUUUGAUAGUGAUCCUGAUUUUAAGCUCAAUGCACAGCAGUCCGUGGUCAAGCUCCAGAGAGGGGAUCCCAAAUAUCGCACAGCAUGGCAGCAAAUUUGUGAUAUUAGUAGGACUGAGUUUAACAAGGUCUAUAAACGACUUGGAGUUCAUUUAGAGGAAAUGCCAGAGAGCUUCUAUAAUCCAUUAAUCGCUCCAACUUUGGAGAAACUGGAGAAAUUAGGACUAGUUGAAGACAGUGAAGGUGCUCGUGUGAUAUUUAUUGAAGGUGUAGACAUACCAAUAAUUGCUGUGAAAAGAGAUGGUGGCUACAACUACUCUUCAACUGAUCUAGCAUCAAUUUGGUACCGUCUGAAUGUCGAAAAUAUUGAAUGGAAUAUAUAUGUUACAGAUGUUGGGCAGUGGCAACAUUUUGACAUGCUCUUUAAGGCUUACAGGCGUGCAGGAUGGCUCCCAAAGGAUGAAAAUGGAUAUCCAAAAUGCACUCAUGUAGGUUUUGGUCUUGUUCUUGGCGACGAUGGAAAACGAUUCCGGACUCGCAGCAGCGAGACAGUUCGAUUGGUUGAUUUACUUGAUGAAGCUAAAAGGCGCUGUAAAGCUUCCCUUCUUGAACGUGAUAAUGCUAAAGACUGGACAGAGGAAGAGAUUGAGAAAACAUCAGAGGCAAUUGGAUAUGGAGCUGUUAAGUAUGCUGACUUGAAGAUCAAUAGAUUAACAAAUUACACUUUCAACUUUGAUCAGAUGCUUAAUGAUAAGGGAAAUACUGCUGUGUAUUUGCAGUAUGCACAUGCCCGGAUAUGUUCCAUCAUCAGGAAAUCUGGUAAAAACAUAGAAGAACUAAAGAGGAAUGGGAGUUUGGUGUUGGAUCAUGAAGACGAGCGAACAUUGGCUCUUCACUUACUACAAUUUACAGAGGUUUUUGUGGAGUCCUGCUCGAAUUUGCUACCAAAUGUGUUAUGUGAAUACCUAUAUAAUUUGGCUGAAAUCUUCACAAAGAAAUUUUAUUCUAAUUGUCAGGUUGUUGGGUCUCCAGAGGAAACUAGUAGACUCUUGUUGUGUGAAUCCACACUUGUUGUGAUGAGAAAAUGCUUCUAUCUCCUUGGAAUUGAACCAGUUUACAAGUUAUGAGCCAUCUGAAUGAAUGAGGAAGUUCAAGAGCAAGUUUUAUUAAUACACUUUUAUUUGCAGUGCACAAAAGUGUAGGCUAUUUUGUCCACAGCAGGAAAAUAGGUAGAACAUUGAUAUCAAAUUUGUGGUUUAUUUAAUGUGCACAAGUUAAGUAUAGUAUUGCACUAUGCACAAGCACAACUGUGUUUUUUACCAUUAGAUUAUUAAGUCUUAUGCAUCUCAUUUGAUCAAAUGAUGAUAGCUAUUUAUUCAAUGGUAGAAACUAUUGUGUGCUUGAUGCAAAAAUUAACUUAUUUGUACACCAUUCUAUAGAACUAUCCAUCAAUUUUAAUGACCUUGAAUUUGUUUACUAUUUUAUCAAGGGGUUGAACCAAUGGUUUUUAUUGUA